AUCGGUCCAACAUGACUGUUGCCAUAAUCUAUAUGACAUUAGACUUUGGUUAUACAUCAACGACUCAAGGUUUUAUAUUGUCUUCAUUUUUUUUUGGUUAUUUAACAACACAAAUUUUAGGUGGUGUACUUGCCGAUAAAUAUGGUGGAAAAUGGGUAUUAG
Racocetra persica is the source of this 162-nucleotide messenger RNA. NCBI's taxonomy places the organism in Eukaryota, Fungi, Glomeromycota, Glomeromycetes, Diversisporales, Gigasporaceae. The record is from the annotation of a GenBank genome assembly.